GAACUCGAUAAGUUAAAUCCGUUAAAACCCCUCUGUAAACCGAUAACUUCAUUAAUCAACGGUUACGACCUCAGGCAACGUUCCCGGUCGAUCAGUCUCCUUUUAAAAAGAAAUGGAUCAAUCACGGCAAGUAUUCACCGUCGAUCUCCUAGAACGGUACGCAUCAAAAGGCCGUGGUGUUAUCACCUGUAUGGCAGCAGGAAACGAUGUCAUCUUAUUAGGUACCAGCAAAGGUUGGCUUAUUCGACACGAUUUCGGCGCCGGCGGUUCUUCCGAUUUUGAUCUUUCUAGUGGACGGCCUGGCGAUCAAUCUAUACAUAGAGUGUUUGUGGAUCCUGGUGGUAGCCACUGUAUCGCCACCGUUAUUGGUGGAGGUGGUGCGGAGACGUUUUAUAUGCAUGCUAAAUGGAGUAAGCCUCGUGUGCUUGGGAGGUUGAAAGGUUUGAUCGUUAAUGCUGUUGCUUGGAAUCGGCAACUGAUUACUGAAGCUCCUGUGCUGUUUUGGUCAUCUAUCAGUGAAUUGCAUUUUUUUAUCAAGCAAAGAAGAGCAAUGCAUUUUGCAUGGCUUUCUGGAGCAGGUAUCUAUCAUGGUGGCUUAAAUUUUGGAGCGCAGCAUAGUUACAUAAAUGGUGAUGAGAAUUUUGUGGAGAAUAAGGCUCUUUUGGACUAUUCAAAAUUAAGUGAUGGUGCUGAUGCAGUUAAACCGAGUUCAAUGGCAGUUUCUGAAUUUCAUUUCUUACUUCUUAUUGGAAACAAGGUUAAGGUUGUUAACAGAAUCAGUGAGCAAAUUAUAGAGGAGCUUCAGUUUGACCAAACAUCAGAAUCGGUUUCAAGGGGUGUUAUCGGAUUAUGCAGUGAUGCCACUGCUGGCUUGUUCUAUGCAUAUGACCAAAAUUCUAUUUUUCAGGUAUCUGUUAACGAUGAAGGGAGAGAUAUGUGGAAGGUGUAUCUAGACAUGAAAGAAUAUGCUGCAGCUUUAGCAAAUUGCCGAGACCCACUCCAGAGAGACCAAGUAUAUUUAGUGCAGGCAGAUGCUGCUUUCACCUCCAGGGAUUUUCUAAGAGCAGCAUCUUUCUAUGCAAAAAUUAAUUACAUAUUAUCAUUUGAGGAAGUUACGUUGAAGUUUAUUAGUGUAGGCGAACAGGAUGCUUUGCGAACUUUUUUGUUGCGGAAGCUUGAUAAUCUUGCCAAGGAUGACAAGUGCCAAAUAACAAUGAUUUCCACAUGGGCAACUGAAUUGUACUUGGAUAAGAUAAAUCGGCUACUCUUGGAAGAGGAUAAUGCUUUGGAUAAACGUAGUUCUGAGUACCAAUCAAUCAAUCAAGAGUUUUGUGCUUUUCUCGGUGACUGCAAGGAUGUCUUGGAUGAGGCAACUACUAUGAGACUUCUAGAGAGCUAUGGAAGGGUUGAAGAACUAGUGUAUUUUGCUAGUCUGAAGGAACAGUAUGAAAUUGUAAUUCACCACUAUAUUCAGCAAGGAGAAACAAGGAAAGCAUUGGAAGUGCUUCAGAAACCUGCUGUUCCAAUAGACCUUCAGUACAAGUUUGCCCCAGAUCUCAUUGUUCUCGAUGCAUAUGAAACAGUUGAGUCAUGGAUGACCACAAAAAACCUGAACCCAAGAAAACUGAUUCCUGCAAUGAUGCGUUAUUCAAGUGAACCUCAUGCAAAGAAUGAAACCCAUGAAGUCAUCAAAUAUUUGGAAUUCUGUGUUCAUUGUUUGCAUAAUGAGGAUCCUGGAGUUCACAACUUGCUUCUUUCUCUCUAUGCUAAACAGGAAGAUGAUGAUGCACUUUUGCGUUUCCUACAAUGCAAGUUUGGGAAAGGACGAGAAAAUGGUCCGGAUUUCUUCUAUGAUCCCAAGUAUGCCUUGCGCCUUUGCCUCAAAGAAAAGCGGAUGCGUGCCUGUGUUCACAUAUACAGCAUGAUGUCCAUGCACGAAGAAGCAGUUGCUCUUGCUCUACAGGUUGACCCCGAGCUUGCAAUGGCUGAAGCUGACAAGGUGGAAGAUGAUGAAGAUUUGAGAAAGAAGCUUUGGCUUAUGGUUGCCAAGCAUGUCAUUGAACAAGAAAAGGGAACUAAAAGGGAGAAUAUAAGGAAGGCAAUAGCAUUUCUCAAGGAAACUGAUGGCCUUCUAAAGAUUGAGGAUAUAUUACCAUUCUUUCCAGACUUUGCCCUAAUUGAUGACUUCAAGGAGGCAAUUUGCUCAUCAUUGGAGGAUUACAACAACCAAAUCGAACAACUAAAACAGGAGAUGAAUGAUGCUACACAUGGCGCUGACAACAUAAGAAAUGAUAUUAGUGCACUUGCUCAAAGAUAUGCUGUCAUUGACCGUGAUGAGGAAUGUGGGGUUUGUAAGCGCAAAAUCUUGAUUGUGGGUGGGGACUACCGUAUGUCUCGGGGCUAUACAUCAGUAGGACAAAUGGCUCCCUUCUAUGUAUUUCCAUGUGGGCAUGCCUUUCAUGUGCAUUGCUUGAUUGCCCAUGUGACAUGUUCGGUCAAUGGAACUCAAGCAGAAUAUAUACUGGAUCUGCAGAAGCAGCUUACAUUGCUUGGUGACGGAGCGAGGAAAGACAUGAAUGGUGGCAUAACCGAGGAUUCCAUUACUAGCAUGACUCCUGCAGAUAAGCUCCGUUCUCAGCUGGAUGAUGCAAUUGCAAGCGAAUGUCCAUUUUGUGGUGAAUUGAUGAUCCGUCAGAUCUCUUUGCCUUUUAUACUCUCUGAAGAAGCACUGCUGGUUAAUUCAUGGGAGAUAAAACCACAAAACAACCUUGCGAACAUGAGGACCCUCUCUUUACCGGUAUGACCAUACCCGACUUUUGUGGCUGCUUGCUUGCCAUUUAGUGUUCUGCUUGCUUGUGGCAAUAUAAUUAUCAACAAUUUUAGAUAGCUUUUGAAAGGGUUUUUGCUGCUUGUUUAUCCAUAUGGAAUGAAGAGUUCCCACCUUAAGAACCAACAAGAACAAGGGUGUUGUUAUUGUUAUUUUCUUAGUGUUAUACAUUAUUAAUUGUAAAUUUGAUUGUUUUAUUUUUGUAAAGAAAAAAAAAA
Messenger RNA from Populus euphratica (Euphrates poplar), 3045 nucleotides. Its product is annotated as vacuolar protein sorting-associated protein 18 homolog. The coding region runs from base 113 to 2803 and encodes 896 amino acids. Gene Ontology annotation, biological process: organelle fusion; intracellular protein transport; vesicle-mediated transport. Gene Ontology annotation, cellular component: endosome; HOPS complex. Gene Ontology annotation, molecular function: protein-macromolecule adaptor activity. The transcript is spliced from 22 exons. The record is from RefSeq and is a predicted model, not a curated record. NCBI's taxonomy places the organism in Eukaryota, Viridiplantae, Streptophyta, Magnoliopsida, Malpighiales, Salicaceae.